CUCGGCAAGAUGAGUGCUGCGCUCCCGGGCCUCGUGGCCUGGCUGGCCCUUCUGCUCCUGGGGAGGACGGACCGCCUCGCCGACGCCUGCAGCUGCUCUCCGGUGCAUCCGCAACAGGCGUUUUGCAAUGCAGAUGUAGUGAUCAGAGCAAAAGCUGUUUCUGAGAGAGAGGUGGACUCCGGUAAUGACAUCUAUGGAAACCCCAUCAAACGUAUCCAGUAUGAGAUCAAGCAGAUAAAGAUGUUCAAAGGGCCUGACCAAGCCAUUGAAUUCAUCUACACGGCUCCUUCAUCAGCAGUGUGUGGGGUGACGCUGGACAUUGGUGGCAAAAAGGAAUAUCUCAUUGCGGGAAAAUCUGAGGGCAAAGGCAACAUGCACAUCACACUGUGUGAUUUCAUUAUCCCUUGGGAUUCCCUCAGUGCUACCCAGAAGAAGAGUCUAAACCAGCGAUACCAGAUGGGCUGUGAGUGUAAGAUCUCCCGCUGCCCCUCCAUCCCUUGCUUUGUCUCUGCUCAGGAUGAGUGUCUGUGGACUGACUGGGUGACUGAGAAGAACAUCAACGGGCGGCAGGCAAAGCACUAUGCCUGCAUCAAGCGAAGUGAUGGUUCGUGCGCAUGGUACCGUGGAGUGGCCCCGCCUAAGCAAGAGUUUCUUGACAUUGAGGACCCUUGAGUCCCCAGCGCCACGGCAGUCCAGUAGCCAAUAGCAACAAAGCCUGCAAGAAAUUAGACUGGUCCACCUCUGACAUCAUUUCCUGGAAACAGCAUGAAAAUAAGGUCUCCUGGGCAGGCACCAUGGUGGUAGAGGGGAAGGGGUGUCUAAGCCACUUGUAUGUUGGUUUGUUG
This is a messenger RNA of Euleptes europaea (tarantolino), 845 nucleotides long. RefSeq names its product TIMP metallopeptidase inhibitor 2 (gene TIMP2). Gene Ontology annotation, biological process: negative regulation of membrane protein ectodomain proteolysis; negative regulation of endopeptidase activity. Lineage: Eukaryota; Metazoa; Chordata; Lepidosauria; Squamata; Sphaerodactylidae. Gene Ontology annotation, cellular component: extracellular matrix. The record is from RefSeq and is a predicted model, not a curated record. The transcript is spliced from 5 exons. The coding region runs from base 10 to 672 and encodes 220 amino acids. Gene Ontology annotation, molecular function: metalloendopeptidase inhibitor activity; protease binding.